Linnemannia hyalina is the source of this 1359-nucleotide messenger RNA. NCBI's taxonomy places the organism in Eukaryota, Fungi, Mortierellomycota, Mortierellomycetes, Mortierellales, Mortierellaceae. The record is from the annotation of a GenBank genome assembly.
AUGACAGAUCGACAUACUGAGGCUGCGGAACGGCAACCAUUGAUUGACCCUCGCGACAGAUACACACGGAUACCACAGAGUCAAGAUGAAGAGAAUGGACCAGCGGCGACCAACACACACAAUGUCACACCUCAGCAGCAGGGAGAGGACGAGAGUAGUCGGCUAGCAGCAAUUCAGGCAUUACCGUGGUACCGGCGGCCGAGCAUUAGCUGGUUGCUGCCAUUUGUGUUCUUCCUCGUGCUUGUGAUGGGGAUCAGUCAGGCACCUCAAGAGCAGUUGAUCAUUGAAAUCAUAUCACUUGCUGCUGUUGUGCUGGGACGGGUUCGAGCGCUCAAGUACACCUCAGGGAUGUUCACGAUCGGAUUUCUUACAUCUUUGUCGGACAAGUAUGGACGCAAGGCCUUAAUAUACCUCACACUGGUGCCUGGAGUACUGACUCAGCUGCUGAUCUUGUACAUGGCCCGUCCUACAUCCAAUCUCGGCGUCGGUGUCCUCUAUGCCGAUGGACUCUUCAUGGGCAUCAUGGGUGCAGGCAUCCUUCUGGAGCCAUGUCUGAAUGCAUAUGUUGCGGACUGUACACCUCGUCUGGGCAGAAGUAUAUCGAUUGGAUAUGUGAUGGUCUCGUUAUCUGUCGGCAUGACAGUUGGACCUCUUAUUCCACGUUAUCUGAAAGACUCUAGUAGUGCGGUUCUUGUCUCUGCCUGUACCUUGAGCUUCAUGAUGAUCUAUUCGGCCUUCAUGCCCGAGUCGCUUCCCAAGCAUUUGCGUGCAAAGUCGGUUGUGGACGAUAAUGAGACGGCCUUGGGUGUCCCUGUGUCUUCCUCGUCUCCUGUGGUCAUCCCCGCAAAGAGGUAUCCAUCGCCGUUGGCGAGGAUGAAAGAUUGGAUGAUAACCAUUGUCAAGCCUGUGCUGUUGUUUCUUCCUGGAAAAAUUGAGCCUACGCCUGAUGUCAACGUCCCGCCGUCACCAUACAUGCUUCUUAAUCUUGUGUUCCGUUGGGAGGUCGAGCAGGAUGGCUACUACCUUGCUUUGAACGGAGCUUCGACAUUUAUUGUUUACGUAGGUAUCUUUCCACUACUCCAAAAACUCUACGCGAGAGUCUAUGAUGCCAAGAAAGCCUCCAAAGCCGGCACUCUCACCGAUGACCACCCCGCAUACUCCGCGGACGAUAACUCUAGUUCCACAGCUUCUGCCAAAGUGACGACCAAUCCAGCCACAGGGAACGAUUUGGCGUUUUUUAUCUUUGGCAGCGCCGUGUAUGCAGUUGCAUACCUACUUGUGCCUAUCUUCAAAACUGAGGCAGCUUUGUACUUGUGUAAGGGAACAUCCCAUUAUCCUGAUCGUUUUCAGGUUCAUUGA